Messenger RNA from Cherax quadricarinatus, 3195 nucleotides. The record is from RefSeq and is a predicted model, not a curated record. Lineage: Eukaryota; Metazoa; Arthropoda; Malacostraca; Decapoda; Parastacidae.
AUGGUAAAAGUCACAGAUGAUCAAAGAUUUAAGACAGGACUUUUACAACAGUGGAAAGCAGAGAAAGGAAUCAGCGAAGAAGAUAGAGAAGUGCACAAGCAGCAACAGCUACAAAAAAAUCAUGAAAAGAAUAAGCUCCUUAAGCAUCGUCAUGAUGCUCUUAACUGGGAAAAGCUUAGAGCACAUCGGGUUGCUAAUUUACCAACACCCAAAGCCUUGAAAAAAAAGACGUUUGUUAAAGAAAAGGAAGUACCAAGAGGCGUCCCAGAAGCGGGAAAUUUACCCCCACAUUUUAUCAUCCAAAAAUUGAUUAUUGAGAAGGAAUUUAUGUCUGCCAAGGGUAUUUUUAAAUCUCAUUAUCCCAAUGCAAAACAAGCAGCUGUAGCAGAGGAAAUGGCUCGGUUAGCAAGUGAAGAUGCAAAACGUAAGGAGGCUGAGGAAGAUAACAGGAAGAGAGAACAGAGAGGCAAAGAGGCACUGACCAGAGAGCGACUGUGUCGUAUGUACCAGCAACUUAUGAGCCAGCUUGAUCAAGCUCAGCAUGACCAUCAACUGUCUACCUAUCUCACAGGCACUGAUAUCUCGGCUUAUAAAACUAAAGAAUCCAGGCUGAAGCAUCAAGCUUCUCUGCAGAAACAGAUGGAGAAAGCUGUAGAGAAAAUCUUACGUGAUGAUACAUCCCCAACAGAAGUUAUUUACCAGGAUCACAUUCAGCUUUCCUCAGAUUCUUCUGGUUUGCUAGAAGUUUCAGACACUUCGAGGGUAACUAGUGGGGAAGGAUCUGGUACAGAGGUUCAAGAUAUGAAAUCACUAAAUUUGGGUCGGAUCAGGCAGCAAAGACGUGAUAUUCUUAAAAGUAUAUAUGGUGUCAUACUGAAGAGGAAGAGGGAUCAGAAGAAGUUUUUAAGAAAAGUACAGUACAGAAAAUUAAGGCCACAUACUGCAAAAGACAGAGAUAUACACAUGGCAGAAACUGUUCCUGUUCAUCUAGUGACAGACUAUCAUGAUCGCAGAUUUAUUAGUAAAGAAGCCUCAGCCAAACACUCAAUUCAAGAUUCGAAUUCAGGUGAUAAGGAGAUAACAGUUGAUGAAAGAGUUGAUGAAGGUAGUGUGGAAACACAAACAUCAGACGAUGAACAUGUAAUACCUUUGUCUCCCAUAAUACACCCAUUUACAAGAGAUAAAUUCCCAGCAGAGCAGUCGGGUUUUGAAACCAGCAGCACAGAGUACUUGAAACCACCAUCAACUCUUCCAUCAGAAACCCAGCGUCAGAGGCAAUAUAUAAAUUCCACCCCUUUCAGCAGAGAUGAUCAAGAUAUACAUAUGGCAGAAACUGUACCUGUUAAUCUAUUACCAGGUUAUGAUGAUGUUAGAAGUACCACUAUACCCAAGAAGAAUGCAUCUCAACCAACCUCUUCUGAAGAAUCAAGUUUGUGGGAAAAGGCCACUGAGAAGGAAAAAAUAAAAUUUUAAAUGCAAAGAAAGGAGAUUAUUCAUUGCUACUUAAGAAAGUUGAUGCAUUUGAAGGGGCCUGAGUUAGAGAAUAUGUCAGCAUUAACAGUUGAAGGCUCUGGAUUUACUCUCAGUUCCCUGAAUACACUUGUUGAUUCUCUCCAGGAGAAAGAUGAGUCAGUAUUUACAGUUUCAUCUCCAAAUCCAUCUUCAUCUGUCAGGGAAUUAGCAGAAUCAAAUAAUAAUUCUAGUUAUAAAGAUAUUGAUGAUGUUCCCGUGAAAUUAAGUAGCCUCUCAUCUGAAAAUAAAUACUCCUGCAGUGAUGAAGAAGAAAAUUCUCUCAUCAGUAAGCCACAACAGGUAGACAGACUCAUGCAUACGCUUUCUGUUACACAUUCUAAAGAUGAAUCAGGAAGAGUUAAUGGCUUUCCAGGAUACUUGCAGCUAAGCAGAAAGACCUCUCCACACAUAGUACUUCCAUUAGACUCACAAUAUGAAGAAUCAGGUUCAUUAUUGUCCUCCAGAAGUGGUAACAGUAUUAAAAAAGAGCUGCAAAAACUUGAUCAUCUUAGAAAAGAACUCAUAACUGAUACCUCAAGUUCAUUUCUUUCUAUUGGGCCAGAAGUAAUGGGCACAUCACCAACCACUAACAGUAUUAAUAAGCAAGAUCAAAAACUCUCAUUUAGGAGCACACAGAAAACUGAUCUCAGUACAAUUUAUGAAGACAGUUCAAACUUGUCUGACAGUAAUUUUAACAUGAGUGGCUCAGCUAACUACCAUACACCAUCCAGAGAAAAUGAAUCUUCACUGGAUGAUGCAGGAAGUCAAAUUUCAUUGAUCCAGAAACAAAAUUUGAGAACAUGGUCCAAGUCAUCAGGUACCACAUCAGCGAGCGAUGUUUCUUCAUCAGAGGAGGCAGCUACAGAAGAUGAUAGGAAGAAAUUCACAUACAUGCAUACAAAAAGGACUUAUCAAUCUAGGUUCCAGCAUUUUAAAUACACCACACUUAAGGGUAGGCUGAAAACAUUAACCCAAGAUUACCAAGGUUCAGAUGAUGGUAACCUUGUGCCACCAUUCCUAAUGACUGAGACACCUAAGAAUAAUAUGAGGAGCAUCUCUUCCUUGCCUGCCACUGAGAGUACUCCACUAGAAGUACAAGGUAGGAGUAUUUGCAUCCCAGGUACUGAAGGUUUAGAACAAGAACAUAUACUGCCUUUGACAGCUGAUACCUCAAGUUACUUUCCUUUAGCUUUGUCAAGUACUACAUUAACUUCUUCAGUGGAAGACUUAUCCCUUAUACAUCAGAGCCCAUAUAGUAGGAAGGAUGACCAAGAUAAAGUUUCUUACAAAGUUUUAAGCAUCUCAUCUGAUGAACAAGAUGCAAAGCCUAAGAGUGAUAUAUCUAGUGAUUCAUCAACCUCAAUGCCUGACAUGGCAGUAAUUUUACAGAGGUUUGGUUUGGACUGGGCCCAAAGUAUGAUGCAUAAAAUGGAAAUAGCAGAACAGAAGUCCUCAUCAGAUAGCUCAUCUCGUCAGGAAAAAUGAAAUAUGAUAGUUUAGUUCAGUCAUUAUGGUAAUAUGUGUAUAUAAGUUUGAUGUUGAACCUUCAAAUUAUACAAAAUAAAUGCUGUUCCACUUUGGUACUUUAUACAUACCAUGUUGAAGUGACAUUGCAUUUUUAUGUAUAGUACCUAGCGCUGUAUAGCCCUUGUGGCUUAGCGCUUCUUUUUUAUAAUAAUAAUA